Messenger RNA from Amoebophrya sp. A120, 1950 nucleotides. The record is from the annotation of a GenBank genome assembly. NCBI's taxonomy places the organism in Eukaryota, Dinophyceae, Syndiniales, Amoebophryaceae.
GUCAGUUUCUGUUAGCGAGGUGCAUACCCAAAUCCAUUGCCAUUCCCGUCCCUUGUUGUGCUGAGAUGAACGUAUAGAAAUGGUAGAACUUUUGAGUCUGCGGGUUCUAAAAUAAUCGAGGAAUCUAAAUCAUCUUCACGAAUUUCUAUACUUUUUAGGCCACAGCUUCUUCAUAAGUUGAACUUGUUCGCUCACAACCAGCAGAAUGUCCGCCGGAAUUCCGCAGAUGAUGAUGCCCCCGCAGUCCUUGACUGCCGGUAUGCCGGACCCGGUAUACUAUGGCCUCAUCUUCGGAUUUUUUUGCAAAAUAAUAAUAAAAAUGUAAAACUAAAGAACAAGAAGUACACACUAGAAAACAAGAAGUGAAGGGAAACAAAAACAAGCGCGGCCUCAUUUGUCGUGUUUAUCCGUUUAUUAUGGCUUUGUUAAAUCCAAGACCAAAGUAAGAGGACAGACCUCCUGUGCGUGUGCCUUUGCUUGCCGUUCUAUACUCGUUCCGAAAUAAAACGACAUUUUUUUAGAAAUGUGUCACUGAGUGGGGCUUUUUUCAAGAAGCGUUGGUUUAAAUUUCCAAAACAGAGCACCAUCUCCAAGCAGAAGGACGCGUACAUGAAGAUGUUGGACGAGCAGGUGAAGCAGGGCACUCAGGUUUUGGAAGCCCAGGUGAAGCACCAGAAGGAAUACCUGUUGGGCCAGGCCGACCAGCAGAAGAAGCAGUUUAUCAUGCAGAUCGACAUGGAAGUGAAGCAGCAGGAGAUGGCCCUGGACCAGCAGCGCAUGGAGCAGCUGAUGGCUCUGCAGCAGCAGGCCGCGCAGCAGAAGGCUGCGUUGGAGCAGCAGGCCAUGCAGCUGUCCAUGGAGUACCAGCAGAAGAAGGCUGAAGAAGAAAUGCAAAAGCAGCAGUUUGAGAUGGAGAAGAAGCAGCAGGAGAUGCAGGUACACGAUUGCAACGUAAAACUUUUCCAAACGGUGUGCUCUGCAGAUGUAGAUGAUGGGGAAAUUUUUACAGCUAUCUUUGGCAGCGAUAAGAAUUUAAAUUGAGAAAUCAAAUCCUUCAGGCAAAGAUGCAGCAGGAGAUGGCCAAGUUCCAGGGCGGAGCUGGUGGCGCUCUGUUCCAGGGUAUCGGCAUGCCGGGUGCGCAGUAAGCGGCUCGAGUUGUGAUUUCUAGGACGGAGAACGAGAAGGUGAGCAACUACGACCGCAGAUCACAUAAAGGCCCCGACCGCUGACACGCUGCACAGUUUCUAGAAUGUUUACGAUUUUUGCUAUAGAAUCAUGAUUCAUUUUUAUUUAGCGAAGAUUGUGCUUAUACAAUACUCUUGACCAUACGUGCGGUUCUUUGGGGCCUGCAAAGAAGAAGCGCUUCUCGUAUCCUGUUGGUUCUGUACUGGUGUCGUAAGACCUGAGGUUUUAGCAGAGCAGAAGCUGUUCUAAUUCACUAGGAUUCUGCUCGGCUGUAAAUAAGGGCAGCGCCACUGCUUUCGUCGAGUGCGUUUGUAAAACAACUGUUUCGUAGACGAUGGAAAAGUCCGUAUUGUUCUAUUGAUGAUACUAAAGCUUUUACUUUUUUCAUCUAAUGUCCUACUCUAAGACCACUUAAUGAUGAUUCCUUUCUAAAAAGUUUCCUUUUUUGGUGGCAAUGUGGGACACUAGCGAUCACAGUGCUACGGGUUGGAUGAAAAAUUAUGAUUUCUAACACAUGAACAUCUAGCAUCUACUGCGUUUACUACGAGGAGAGCCAUAGCAAUCGCGGUGAUUCCAUAACGAAUGAAAAUGAAUGCUUUGCCUCCUGUACUUACAUACGAUAUCAGGGAAGACGAUAAGUUUGAACUUUGCGCCUUGCGCCAAUGCACGCCGCGUUUGAUUCAUCGCUUCUUCCCGCAUGUCUUCGUGUAUUUGUGUCGUUAUUUUGGGUGUUGGGACUCGACUCGGGGGUGCAGUAUCGGUUCC